AUGGCCCGCGGACGCCGAAAUGAGGCCAACAGUGUUGCUCACUCAAUUUCUACUGGGUCCUCCCGCCGUACUCGGACCCGACGAUUUCAGAUGAGAAAUGCCUCUAUGGAGAGGCGAGAACGAUCAGCUGAACUCCGAGACCGCUCCAUCGCCGAACAGCUGGGACAUGUGUCGCCCCCUCGUCGUCCUCCUCAAGCAGUGGCUCAAGAAGCUCUCAAUACCGAAAAUCAAUACCCACCUUUUGAGCCACAUCUUGGCGGCAAUGAUGAUCGACUUGCUACACCUGAAGAAGACCUCCCAAGUACUGCCCAUGCUGCAUACCAUCGGGCCCGCCGUUAUGCAGAGACACGGGAGAGGACCAGUCAACUCUGGAGUCAACUCGAGUCAAGUGUCACAGCUACAUUCACUCUUCGUCAGAGAAUCACCACCAACUUCACCACGCAACCAACUCACUGGCUUCUGCAAAAGCUAGAAUAUGCCCAUUCAGUAUACAUUGACUCUAUUGUGGCUUUAGCAAAGCUUCAUCAAGAGCCUAACCGUCACACCCCAGGGAGCAACUAUACAAACUCUUUUUUCGAGCAGCAAUGGCGUGAUGAACAAGCGUACCAUGUUACAACUAACCAGUCAUCUGAACAAGCACAGGUUGAACUUGGACGUCUGUUAUGUAUGGAAGAAGAAUUGAAUGACGCCUGGUCUGCUAUUGCAAUGACGCCAGAGAAAGCGCUGACACGCGCACGCAGUUGUGACACCGUUGCCAGGAAGCUAGAAGCACAAAGAAGACUGGCCCCCCCAAACAGUGAGACUAGCAACUUGACUGCAUCCGAUCAAGACAAGUUGAGCAAGGUGAAGCAACCACCCUUGGAACCCGAGGACAGCAGAAACUUUCAGAAGCCCUGCGCAAGCAAGUAG
This is a messenger RNA of Puccinia triticina, 909 nucleotides long. RefSeq lists its product as uncharacterized. The coding region runs from base 1 to 909 and encodes 302 amino acids. The transcript has 6 exons. The record is from RefSeq and is a predicted model, not a curated record. Lineage: Eukaryota; Fungi; Basidiomycota; Pucciniomycetes; Pucciniales; Pucciniaceae.